GGGCCCUGGCUGGGGGCGGAGGAACCGAGGCCGCGACCCACGGGGGGCUUCGCCAUGUCCUACUGCCCCCGCCCCCGCCCCUGCCCCUGCUGCCGCCGCCGCCGCCGUCCGAGUGUUGGCUGCCGCCCUCGGGGCCUGGUUUCAAUGUGAACUGUAUUAGCGGAAAAAAUUCUUUGAAAAAUUAUUGACAAAGAAUCUACAUUUGAUUUCACCGUAACAGGAAGAAGAACCUUGCCAUCUGCUGAGCUAGGACGAGGAUCCUCCUCCCAACCUGGGCUUCCUGUCAUGGAUGAAGAGACACAGCACAGCCUUGAAUGCAUCCAGGCCAAUCAAAUCUUUCCCAGGAAGCAAUUGAUUCGAGAGGAUGAGAAUCUUCAGGUUCCUUUCCUGGAACUUCAUGGUGAGAGCACAGAGUUCGUGGGCCGGGCUGAGGAUGCCGUCAUUGCAUUGUCCAAUUACAGGCUGCACAUCAAGUGCACGGAGUCACUCGUUAAUGUUCCAUUACAGCUCAUAGAGAGUGUUGAAUGCCGAGAUAUAUUUCAACUUCAUUUGACUUGCAAAGACUGCAAAGUUAUCAGGUGUCAGUUCUCAACCUUUGAGCAGUGUCAAGAGUGGCUUAAGAGACUGAACAAUGCAAUCCGGCCUCCUUCGAAGAUAGAGGAUCUCUUCUCAUUUGCAUAUCACGCUUGGUGCAUGGAGGUCUAUGCCAGUGAGAAGGAGCAGCAUGGAGACCUGUGCCGGCCAGGGGAGCACGUCACAGCAAGAUUUAAAAAUGAAGUUGAGCGGAUGGGUUUUGAUAUGAACAAUGCCUGGAGGAUCUCCAACAUCAAUGAGAAGUACAAGCUGUGUGGCAGCUACCCACAGGAGCUCAUUGUGCCAGCCUGGAUUACCGACAAGGAGCUAGAAAGUGUAGCAAGCUUCAGGUCCUGGAAACGCAUCCCUGCCGUAGUCUACAGGCACCAAAGUAAUGGGGCUGUCAUUGCCCGCUGUGGGCAGCCCGAGGUCAGCUGGUGGGGCUGGCGGAAUGCAGAUGACGAGCACCUCGUGCAGUCCGUGGCCAAAGCCUGUGCCUCUGACUCCAGGUCAAGUAGUGGCAAGAUACUGAAUGGAAAUUGCUCCAGAGAGUAUUCCAAUGGAGCUGACCUUUCAGAUGUGGAAUUUGACUCUUCCCUGUCCAACGCUUCUGGAGCAGAGAGCUUAGCUGUCCAGCCUCAGAAGCUUUUAAUCUUGGACGCACGUUCCUAUGCGGCAGCUGUGGCGAACCGAGCCAAAGGGGGAGGCUGUGAGUGCCCAGAGUACUAUCCCAACUGCGAAGUGGUGUUUAUGGGCAUGGCAAACAUUCAUUCGAUUCGGAAGAGCUUUCAGUCCUUGCGGUUGCUGUGUACACAGAUGCCAGAUCCGGGAAACUGGCUUUCUGCUCUCGAAAGUACCAAGUGGCUGCAGCACCUGUCAGUGCUGCUGAAGUCGGCCCUGCUGGUCGUCCAUGCCGUGGACCGAGAUCAGCGGCCGGUGUUGGUGCACUGCUCUGACGGCUGGGAUCGGACCCCACAGAUCGUGGCGCUGUCUAAGCUCCUGCUCGAUCCCUACUAUCGGACCAUAGAGGGCUUCCAGGUACUGGUGGAAAUGGAAUGGCUCGAUUUUGGCCAUAAGUUUGCCGAUCGCUGUGGCCACGGGGAGAACUCGGAUGACCUGAAUGAGCGUUGUCCCGUGUUUCUGCAGUGGCUGGACUGUGUCCACCAGCUCCAGAGGCAGUUCCCUUGCUCUUUUGAGUUCAAUGAAGCAUUCCUUGUCAAGUUGGUACAACACACCUACUCUUGCCUCUUUGGAACAUUCCUGUGCAACAAUGCGAAGGAGAGAGGAGAAAAACACACUCAGGAACGGACCUGCUCUGUCUGGUCUCUGCUUCGGGCAGCCAACAAGGCCUUCAAGAACCUGCUCUAUUCUUCUCAGUCAGAAACUGUGCUCUAUCCAGUGUGCCAUGUGCGAAACCUAAUGCUCUGGAGUGCCGUGUACCUCCCAUGUCCCUCCCCUUCCACGCCUGCCGAUGACACCUGUGCCCCGUACCCAGUGCCUGGUGCCAGUCCUGAAGAUCAGCCUCUGAGCAGGCUACCAAAGACUCGGUCGUUUGACAACCUGACCACAGUCUGCGACAGCAACAUGCCCCCGACUGGCCGGCGCAGCAGCGACCCUAGCCUCAAUGAGAAGUGGCAAGAACAUCGGCGCUCUCUGGAGCUGAGCAGCCUGGGCAGCCCGGGGGAGGAGCCCUGUGACGGGGACAGUUUGGGCAGACAGGCCAAGGCUUUGGUGGGAGCUGAGCUCUCAGUGGCUGCUGGUGUGGCAGAGGGGCAGAUGGAAAACAUUCUGCAGGAGGCCACUAAAGAGGAUGGGGGGCUGGAGGAAGCCCCCCUGAGGAGUGGUGCCCAGGUGGUGGAGACCAAAGAGGAGGCUGCCCUGGACAAGAAGGGCCAGCGCGAGGACACGGAGCUCUGCAAGAAACCAGAGUCGGCCCUGGUGGCUCUGAUGACAUCUCCGGGAAACAGCACGCAUCAGCUCUUGGCGGGUUUCCCUGGGCACCCCGAAGAGCCUGGGGCUCUGCCAAGCCGUGCCCAGGAGCCCCCUGAGAGGGACGGCCUGCAGGAGGUUCUUGGAGAGGGGCCUGGGAAUAGUGGCACUCCCCAGGAUGUGGAUGCCCCCCUGCACCCUGAGCUCCCCUAUGGCAGCUCCCUGCCCACAGCAAUCCCACUGGGAGCACGAACAUGCACUGUGGAAAGCUCUGUGGAAACAUUAACAGAAGGGGAGGCCAAAGCCGAUCAACUCCCCCAAGGUCCCGGUCACAGACCGUGCCUCCUGGACAGUGGGGAUGACGAUCUUUCUCGAGCUGAUGGGGAGCAGCUGGUGGACAGGGCCAGGGUGGGAUCCAAAGUAGCCAGGACUUCCCCCAGCCCAAUGCCUUCUUCCUGUGCCUUGCCCGUGGCUGAAUGUAAAGAGGAGAUUGUCUGUAAUGGCGACCUGGAGAUGGAGAACAAGGCCGUGGAGAGCCCCGUGGGGCUAACGGUGCCCCAGAGAUACCCUGCCCCAAACGGACAUUGUCUGGACGGAGAGCGUGCUCGCAUCAAAGGGCCCUGGAGCCGACGGGUGUCUGCUGCUAGCGGUGGCUCUGCCCAGCUCCCCUCGCGGAGCGGGCACCCCAAGUGGCUGCAGAGCCAGCCGGGCAGGCAGCUGGUGGCCAGCAGUCCGGACCAGCCCACUCGCAGUCACCUGGACGACGACGGCAUGCCCGUCUACGCGGACGCCAUCCAGCAGCGCUUGCGCCAGAUAGAAACGGGCCACCAGCAGGAAGUAGAGACCUUGAAGAAGCAGGUGCAGGAGCUGAGAAGCCGCCUGGAGAGUCAGUACCUGAACAGCUCCCUGCGCUUCAAUGGGGACUUUGGGGAUGAAGUGACCUCAAUUCCCGACUCGGAAAACAAUGUGGAUCAGAGCUGCUUGUCUUGCUGCAGCACAGAGGUUUUCUCUGAAGCCAGCUGGGAGCAGGUGGAUAAACAGGACACCGAGAUGACCCGCUGGCUCCCUGACCACCUGGCUGCUCACUGCUACGGCUGCGACAGUGCCUUCUGGCUCGCCAGCAGAAAGCACCAUUGCAGACGUGAGCCCGGGGAUUGGGGUAGCUUAGGUCAGCAGGUGCAGAAAUGGAGGAAAACCCGAGCACGUCCCUCUCUCAGGAGACUGGCCUUUAGGAUUCAGUCGGGCUGUUGCUGUGUAAUUCACUUUACAGGAACUGUGGGAAUGUUUUCUGCUCCAGCUGCUGCAACCAGAAGGUGCCGGUUCCCAGCCAGCAGCUCUUUGAGCCCAGCCGAGUCUGCAAGUCUUGCUAUAACAGCCUGCACCCCACAAGUUCCAGCCUCGACCUCGAACUGGAUAAACCCAUCGCUGCCACUUCAAACUGAAGCUUCUGCCCGUCGGGGACGAGUGGGUCGGGGGCCAGGCCGGCUCCCCCCCUGGGGAGCCCCCCACACACUGGGUACCCUGAGGAGGUCCUGUGGCCCGCGCACUUUGGAGUGGGGGGCAGGGAAGCACCUGCUCCGAGGGACACAACUCUAGGGCGUCUUGCUGGGGUGGCGGGUCCCUGCCCUUUUCCCCUGCCCCUCUCUGUCUCUCCAUCCUCUGGUUUGUGUUUGGGCUUUGAUUUUGCUAGAGAACUGGAGGUUGCAAAGGGGGUGAGUCAGGAGCCAAGACCAGAAGCAGUACACAGAGUACCCUUGCCCAUGCUUUCAAUCACUCCUCAUGCCACCAAACUAGGUAGUGCUGUUUGGGGAAACCUUUGCUGCUAAAGACACAGGGAGCUUUGGUCCCAUGAGAGCCCGUGCCCCCUUCUCUGUUGUUAGCCUGGGCUGAAUUAGCCUCCCGAGGCCCAGCUCUGUUCCCAGGCAGCUCGCUGUUUGGGCCGCUGGCCGAGGAAAGGGAAGGGAGGUGAGAGGGCCUGGCUUUCUCAGUGCCACUCCUGAGCCUGCAGACACAGUGAGGAGGCCUAGCCGGUGAGCAGAUCUUUCCAUUGUGCCCAUGUGGCUUGUUUGUACAUUGACCCAGAAUGUAGGACCCCCCCUUCUCGCUGACAGUGACUGGCCCGCUCCCGCCCUUGUGGCCACAGCACAGGCCAGCUGAAGGGCAGUGGCCAAGUCUGCAGCUUCCCAAUGCCCACCUCCCUUCCUGGGGCUGCUCACUCACACAGUCAUCGCCAACCCAGGGAAAUCUGGACUCAGGGUUCCAAAAGGCCCCGGCUUCCUUUCCUUUCCCCUGCCCCCACAAAACAAUCAUGAUCUCCCUUCCAAGGUGAAAUCAGCCUCUGAAAGUUCAGAACUCCAAGGAGGGAAACCAGACUCCCCAUCCCCCUUUUCCUUGGAGAAUGGAGUGGGCUCGACCUCGGCCAUCAUCAGAAAGAGGGGCCCCAUGUGGGGCCCUGGCUGGGGCUUCACAGCAGCAGCAGAACCCCUUUGGAAGAGCUGCCCUUGUAUCACUGGGGAAACUGGCCAGGAUGUGGACAGGAGGUCUGGGGGGAGAAGGGACACAGGAAGCCAGAACAGAGAGGUGGGGAGAGGCCGAGGUGGGGUGCUUUGUCUUGGUGUCUGUGUUUUGCACCCAUGGGCUCUCCCUCCCUCUGGGGAAGGACUCAAAGCUGUUAACAGGUAACAGGGUAGAAAUGUCUGGGGGAGCUCAGAGACCAGGGCCUGGGCUGAGGGCCUGCUCCUUCCUCACUCGGCGUCUGCCAGGGCCCUCAUCCCAGACGAUGCCCAGGAGCGCCAGCGGACCCCCCGCCCCCGCCACCUUGGGGGCAUGUCUGUGGCAGGACUGCCUUGGAGCUGGAAUUAGGGGAACCGGGGGUGGCCCUCCCCUCCGGGCGGGGGCCACAAGUGAGGAUGAGUCAGCCAGAGGUUACGAUACGGGUUUCUUGGGUCUGAUGUACAGUGUGAAUAAAUGCUUGCAGCUCGUAGGCCCUCCCCUUGUUUUUGAUCAAUGAAGCACUUUUUUAUUAAUAUUAUUUUUCUUUGUAUGUAAAGGAGGAAGCAUAACUCCGUAGCUGUACAUAUCACCCUUCUCUCCUACAGAGGGGGCAGUGCUCCUCUAUUUUUCAUUUUUUUGUCAAAGCAAGAAGUAAAUACUUUAGAAUUGUUAAAUAUAUAAAUAAAAGUGAAUAAAGUUUA
This is a messenger RNA of Dromiciops gliroides (monito del monte), 5696 nucleotides long. It is a transcript of the gene MTMR3, whose product is annotated as myotubularin related protein 3. Bases 286 to 4098 code for a protein of 1270 amino acids. Gene Ontology annotation, molecular function: phosphatidylinositol-3-phosphate phosphatase activity; protein phosphatase binding; metal ion binding. The record is from RefSeq and is a predicted model, not a curated record. Gene Ontology annotation, biological process: dephosphorylation; regulation of autophagy. NCBI's taxonomy places the organism in Eukaryota, Metazoa, Chordata, Mammalia, Microbiotheria, Microbiotheriidae. The transcript is spliced from 21 exons.